Molecule: messenger RNA, 5682 nt
Organism: Heterocephalus glaber (naked mole-rat)
Lineage: Eukaryota; Metazoa; Chordata; Mammalia; Rodentia; Bathyergidae
Gene: Chek1
Product: checkpoint kinase 1
Biological process (GO): protein phosphorylation; DNA damage checkpoint signaling
Cellular component (GO): cytoplasm
Molecular function (GO): protein serine/threonine kinase activity; ATP binding
Source: RefSeq, a predicted model, not a curated record
UUAUUUUGAAACAGUCUCCGUAAGUCACUAAUUUGCCCAGGCUGGGUUUGAUUUUUUUUUUUUUUUAAUUUUAUUGAUGGGCUUGAUCUUUUGAUCCUCUUUCACCAUGCCUGGUUUCUUUCUUGACUUACUAUCUUUAAGCACUUUCCUGAAGAAAUGUAUGUUGGAGAUACAGUAAAUUUCUUGAGAUCUUACAUAUCUCUUGUUACACUCGCUUGAUAGGUUGGCUGGGUAUAGGAUUCCAGGUUGGGGAUAAUUUUCCUUCAGGAUUAUGUAGCUAUUUACGUAUUGUUUUCUAUCUUCCAAACAUGGUUGAGAAUGCAGUGUUACUCCAAUCAUUAUUAAUUUCUGUUCAUACCCACCCUCAGUCCUGACUGCUUAGGAUCUUCUCUUUGUGUAUGUCAGAACAUUUCCCAGUGUUGCAUCAUACUUUGGACUUUAUGAAUCCAAAUCAAGUUCUUCUGUCUGGAAAGUAUUCUUGUGUUAUAUGUGGAUUUCGCUUUUUCUUAUAGUUAAUGGAUACUGAACUUUCUGAAUCAGUCUCCUAAUUUCUUUUAAUUGCGCUACUAUUUCCCAUCUUCUCCCUUCUGGGAGAUUUCCUCAACUGUGUUUUUUGACCUAUGUAAAAUACUGUAGUGGUUUUUUUUUCUUGCUCACACAGUGUUCAAGAGCUUUUUCGUUUGAAUAUUCCUUUGUUCUGACAUCUUUUCAAGUAAAAACUUUCUCAAAUUCUUGGUUGUCUACUCUUGAAAGGGACCAUAAGAGGCUGAUGGAAAGGGUUGUAGGUGGUAGUUGUGGGGUGUUUGCUUAUUGAUGUUUUCAAUCUACUGUGAUCUCCUUGGGUUUUUACAUUGGAAAAUCUCUAAUACUAGUGACUUUAGUUUUUCUUUUUUCCUCUUUGAUAAAAUUUCCUCAAUAAGUUCUAUAUAUCCUCUUACUCAAGGAUAUAAGCUAGCUGUCAGCUUUUUGGUAUUAGAGUAGGGAAAAGAAGGUAUGUAUGCCCAGCCAUCAGUGUAUACACUUGUCUAUUUUCAGCGAGGUGCCUAAGGUUUCUCUUCAGUUCAGAUAUAAUGUAUUUACCCUUAAAUCUUGACCCAGACUUGGGGAAUGGCAGUUACCUCCUUCCAUGGAAUCGUAAGGACAACCACAGGCCUAUUUGGUUUUCAUAUAGUCUUUAAACCUAUCCUUUUUGCCCUACACUCACUCCACAGUUUCCUGGUGUCACCAAUUCAACAGGAGCCUUUUGAGAUUUCUAGGAUGUAAAUCAAGUUGCUUUAUCUCACUAAGUCCCAUUACUGCCUUUGGGAUUCAUCUUUAAGUUACAUCUAAAGCUAUUUUCCAAAAUGUUUUCUCAUACUCUGAUUUAUUUAUUUUGAGGCAGGGUCUUGCUCUAUAGUUCGGGCUGUCCUCAAACUUACUAUGUUGCCCAGGUUGGCCUCGAACUCAAGGCAAUCCUUCUGCCUCAGCCUGCCCAGCACUGGAAUUACAGGCAUGUAUCACCAAGCCCAGCAUAUACUUUAUUCUUAGAGGUUACUUUUUAAAAAAUUAUCUUUUACUAUUAUUUUAGGUAAGUUUCAGAGGGAAAAGAAGCUAUUCAUUCUCAUAUGUGCUCUUUAGCUGGUAAUUUGUCUGAAUCUGUAUGCCUUAUUGUUUUGAGGCUAAAAAGAUAGUUCCAUCUAGGCAUUUAGGAACUGUGCAGGUCUUCCUUUCUUCAUAUUUUAUUUUCAGCAGAGGAAAUCGUAGAGGAAAUGGGAUAAAUGAUUUAGAAAGUUUGCUUUAUGAGUCUUAAAAUGGAUGUCAUGGUUUAAGACUUCACAUGUAAACAUUUGUAGAGUUUUGUUCAAACACUUUGCAUCUUUAAAGUGAAUGUGUGCUUUUUUUUGGGUUAUGUGUUUUAGACAUAUUUUUGCUCAAUGUCUGUUAUCACUAGAUUUAUGUUGAGUGGAGCCCAAUUUUGAGGAAAGGGAAUUUAAUGUUGAUUUUGGUCUGCCUUGAGUUCUCGGUUUGUUUACCGUCGGGGAAUACCUACUUCAGCUUUUCCAGACUGUGUUCUCAAGUCCCUUUGUUGAGAAUUUACUGUCCUUGGUUACUCAGCUUUUUACUUUGCGUUGUAAAAUUUCGGCUUCUACUUGUCUGUUUCAUACAUUAAGAAUUGGUAAUUCCUUAAUUCCUAAUACAGUAAAAAUGAGGAAGCUCAUAGUACUAAGCUAGGCAGAUAGUCCUUCUUCCAAAAAGUUAGGAUGAACUAAAGUACUUUUUUGGACAAGGCAAAAUCGUAACUCUGGCAUUUCUUCAAACUGCCAAAAAAAAAAAAGAGGCUUUUUCCUGCCCCCAUCCCAUUUAUGGCCAUUUUCUGGCGUUUUUCGCUCCCACCGCAAAAUCCUUCAUUCUUCACAGAUCAACGCCCAACAGCUGUGGCCAACUUUGAGCUAAGGUACUAUAGGUAUCGCACUGUCAAGUACACCAAGCGCCCUUCAGUACCGCCUGAGCUUGAUCCUCCGUCCUGCUGGCAGCUGCUCAGCGGUCCCGGGCAUCCGCGCAACCUUUCCGGGCCCAGGGCGGCGGGAGCGCAGCCCACGGUGGUGCGCGGUCUCGGGGAGAGGCUUUGGCGCCGCCCCGCCGAGGUCCACACACCGGAUGCCAGUUCAUACUGGGGUCCCGGGUCAUUUCGCGCGGAUGCAGCCCACGGUGUUUAAAUCUCUCCAGCUAGGGUUUGUACUCGACCGCCUACGAACGGCCGGGUGAACCUAAGGCAAGAGGGGAAGACUAUGGAGCCUACUCUUUCAGACCUGCCAAGGCAGCUCCGAAGCAGCGCGCCGCGGGAACGCGCGCCGCCCUGCUUUACGGCAAAGACUCGCACCGCCCUGCUUUACGGCAAGACGGGUGCGUUUGCGAUAGCGUGAAGCAAGCAAAUUUUGGCGGGAAAAGCGCUGCAUUUGGAUUCCUGUGGUGGCAGGCAAAGGACAUCCUGGUGAGGAGGGGCGGCCAGUGUGGUGGGAAAGGAAUCUGGAGAAGGAGGUAAGGGUCUAGAUUAGUGAGGAAGAGCACGGAGAGACAGUGUUACUGGGAACGAGCGGAGGAAUGGAGAACUUCUAGCGGAGGGAAGGUCUCGGAGGCUGGAGGGGUGUGAAACCACGGGUCCCUGUUGUAAGGGGUGCGGGGACCGGAGCCAGUCACCUCCGAGAUUGGGACGCCGUCCUGUAGGUCCCAGCUCUUCCUUCCGCUUCUCAGGGAGUCUGGCCCCGCCCCGCUCUCCUCUUGGCCUUAGGGACCGGUGGGAUCGGGAUGCGAAUUGGAUCCGCGCUGGGGGCUGGAAGAGCUGCGGGAGUCCCAGUCUUCCUGGCCUCCUUCAUUAGGCCAAAGUUUUACUCUCUCCCCCACCCUCACUUCUCCCUCCCCCUUCCACAGCCUUUCUCCAGAAAGCAUCUGUCUCCCAGCUCCUCCCAACUGCUUUAUUUAAUUUCGUGUGAGGCCUGAGGAGGGCAGUCUCAGCCGCCUGUCCGGGUGCUUGGUGGAGUCAUGGCAGUGCCCUUUGUGGAAGACUGGGAUUUGGUGCAAACGCUGGGAGAAGGUGCCUAUGGAGAAGUUCAACUUGCUGUGAAUAGAAUAACUGAAGAAGCAGUUGCAGUGAAGAUUGUAGACAUGAAGCGUGCCAUAGAUUGUCCAGAAAAUAUUAAGAAAGAGAUCUGUAUCAAUAAAAUGUUAAAUCAUGAGAAUGUAGUGAAAUUCUAUGGUCACAGACGAGAAGGCAAUAUCCAGUAUCUAUUUCUGGAGUACUGUAGUGGGGGAGAGCUUUUUGAUAGAAUAGAGCCAGACAUAGGCAUGCCUGAACAAGAUGCUCAGAGGUUCUUCCAUCAACUCAUGGCAGGGGUGGUUUAUCUGCAUGGUAUUGGAAUAACUCACAGAGACAUUAAGCCAGAAAAUCUCCUUUUAGAUGAAAGAGAUAACCUCAAAAUCUCUGACUUUGGCUUGGCCACAGUGUUUCGGCAUAAUAAUCGUGAGCGUUUAUUGAACAAGAUGUGUGGUACUUUACCUUAUGUUGCUCCAGAACUUCUAAAGAGAAAGGAAUUUCAUGCAGAACCAGUUGAUGUUUGGUCCUGUGGAAUAGUGCUUACUGCCAUGUUGGCUGGAGAAUUGCCAUGGGACCAGCCCAGUGACAGUUGUCAGGAAUAUUCUGAUUGGAAAGAAAAAAAGACAUACCUCAACCCUUGGAAAAAAAUUGAUUCUGCUCCUCUAGCUCUGCUGCAUAAAAUCCUAGUUGAGAAUCCAUCAGUAAGGAUUACCAUUCCAGACAUCAAAAAAGAUAGAUGGUACAAUAAACCACUCAAGAAAGGAGCAAAGAGGCCCCGGGUCACUUCAGGUGGUGUGUCAGAGUCUCCUGGUGGAUUCUCUAAGCACAUUCACUCUAAUUUGGACUUCUCUCCAAUAAACAGUGCUUCUAGUGAAGAAAAUGUGAAGUACUCCAGUUCGCAGCCAGAACCACGGACAGGUCUUUCCUUAUGGGACUCCAGUCCCUCAUACAUCGAUAAACUGGUACAAGGAAUCAGUUUUUCCCAACCUGCAUGCCCUGAUCAUAUGCUUCUGAAUAGUCAGUUAGUCGGCACCCCAGGAUCCUCACAGAACCCCUGGCAGCGCUUGGUCAAAAGAAUGACACGAUUCUUUACCAAAUUGGAUGCAAACAAAUCUUAUCAGUGCCUAAAAGAGACAUGUGAGAAGUUGGGCUAUCAAUGGAAAAAGAGUUGUAUGAAUCAGGUUACUGUGUCAACAACUGAUAGGAGAAACAAUAAACUGAUUUUCAAAGUGAAUUUGGUAGAAAUGGAUGAGAAAAUAUUGGUUGACUUCCGGCUUUCUAAGGGUGAUGGACUGGAAUUCAAGAGACACUUUCUGAAGAUUAAAGGGAAGCUGAGUGAUGUUGUAAGCAGCCAGAAGGUUUGGCUUCCUGCCACAUGAUCAGUCCUGUAGUCCUGGGGAUUCCUGGUGAAUAUGGUGCUGCUAUGUUGACAUUAUUCUUCCUAGAGAAGAUUAUCCUAUUCUGCAAACUGCAAACAAUAGUUGCUGAAGAAUCCUCUUCUCCUUUAUCCAAACAUCUUCCAAUUCUUUGUAUGUUUUGCAUACAAAUAAUACCUGUAUCUUAAUUGUAAGUAAUACUUUGGGGAAGGGAUAUUUUUUCAUCUGUUUCAGGUUUGAAUUUGAAAUCCAUCUGAUAGAAACUAGGUUUAAGGUAGAUGUGUUAAUCAGAUUUUCUACCAACAUAAUAACUCAUUCUUACCAGAACAUAUUUCACCCAGAAAGUAUGUAUUUCUUCCACAUUGAUUUAAUUAUAAAGAUGGGUUAGCAAAGGCUUAGUCCUUGUGACUUUUGGACAGUAGAUUUAUCAGUCUGUGAAGUGAGGCCAGCUUCAAAAAAUGAAUCCCCAAGAUUUGUACUUAUAUUUACAAAAGGGUCUGACCGGUUAUAUAAACCUGCUGCUGAAUUAUAAUAAUUAAAAUUGCAAGUAGGUGGUUUUUUUUUCUGGAAUAGCUAGUAAAAUAUAAAAUACUGGUUGGUCUUUCAAAAAGUUGAGCAUAAACUGCUUCACUAAAAAAAUUAUUGUUGCACAUCUUAAAUAUUUUUCUAUAUUCUCUACUUUCACAGACAUUUUAAUUCUUUACUACAGAAAUAAAGUCUAUUUUGAAAGUGAUA